AUGGUCUCCGCCGUUCUGCCUGUCCCUCCCCCCGACGACUCGCGCAGGCCCAGCGUCUUCUCUUCUGCCACCACCUCCUACUUGACCGCGCCCCCGCCGUCUACCUCUCGCUCGUCUUCUACCCACACUUUGGGCCCCCAGGCCUCUCGCGAUCCGGAUCCGAUGAAUCCUCUGCACGCUCUCGCGCUGGCGUCGACGCAGGAGGUGCACAUCGUCAAGCUCACGAACGACUCCGUCUCCCUCGAGCCAGCACCAGUCGCGGACAACAUGCUGCACAAAGUCGGUUCUUCUUCCCACCAGGCUUCGGGCAGCACCGAUUCGACGGUCGGACCUCCUCCGCCUUCUCCUCCCUCAAGCGUGGAGGACGUCGACGACAUCAUGCCCCCAGUGGUCGCAGCGACCAAGUCGGAGCCCAUGUCCCGUCUUACGUUCGAGGAUCCCGCGCGCGAGCCUCGCCAGUCCACGAGCGCCCGUAAUUCCCCGAACAUCCCCUUCGCUCGUCCACAGACACGGUCCUCGACCGACACCAAGGGCCCUCUGACCAUCACUGCACCGCAGGGCACGCCCUUCCCCUCCUCACCGCCCUCCCCGACCUACGCACACACAUCGGCCGACGGGUUCCUCCAAGCUCCGCCAUUGACGCCGUUGUCGCACAAGCGGCGAAACACGACUGGCUCGAGCUCACUAUCGUCCGUGAGCACAGCCCUCCCGACACGGACGAAGACCGUGCACACACCAAAUCCAGCACACGCAUACUCGUACUCGCAUUCGUACUCCCAGUCGCAUGUGUACGAUGGCGAGGAUGUCGCAGCCACGGAGGGCCUCGAGUCAGAGAUGCAGCAGCAGGCAGAGCAGAUCCGGCGAGAGCGUCAGUCGAAGCGGCAGGCGGAGAAGGCGAAAGCACAACCGCAGGCCGAGGGGAUGCUCACGCGGACGAUGUCCAUCGUCCGUGGGCCUUCAAGCCGGGGUGACGACGCACCGCUGGUCGGGAACCUGAUCGGCGAGGAGCAUGUGAACUAUGUGCUCAUGUACAACAUGCUGACGGGCAUCCGGACGUCCGUAUCGCGGUAUCAGGCCAAGAUACGACGUCCACUCUUGCGAGACGAUUAUACUGCUGCGAAUAAGUAUUCGUUUGACAUUGUCGGAAACGAGUUGACGCCAUCAGCGAAGUACGACUUCAAAUUCAAAGACUACGCGCCAUGGGUGUUCCGGGAACUCCGGGAAGACUACUUCUUCCUCGAUCCCGCAGAUUACCUUGUCAGCCUAACCUCAAGGUACAUACUCUCCGAGUUGGGCUCCCCGGGGAAGUCUGGAUCGUUCUUCUACUUCUCUCGGGAUUACCGAUUCAUUAUUAAGACGAUCCACCACAACGAGCACAAGUUCCUUCGGGGAAUCCUCCCCCUCUACCACGAACACGUCAGGACGAACCCGCAUACACUGCUCAGCCGGUUCUACGGUCUGCACCGCGUGAAGCUCCCGCGCGGGCGCAAGAUCCACUUCGUCGUCAUGAACAACCUCUUCCCGCCCCACCGGGAUAUUCACGAGACGUACGACCUGAAGGGUUCAACGGUCGGACGAGAGUACCCGGAGGAAAGGACGCGCGAGAACCCCCGUGCGACGCUCAAGGAUCUCAAUUGGAUACACCGCGACAAGACGCUCGAGCUGGGCCCUGAGAAGCGUGCGCUGCUGACGGAGCAGCUCCGGAGGGAUUCCGAGUUCCUCAAGCAGCUCGGCGUCAUGGACUACAGUCUCCUCGUAGGCGUUCACAACAUGCGCCGCGGUAACCGGGACAACGUCCGGAGCAACACGCUGAAGGUCUUCUCGCCCGACAUGCCCGCCGUCCGGCGGAAACCUACCCAAGUGAAGGGCCCCAGGUCCCCCGACGCCAUCGCGAUGCGUCGCGCCAUGCGCGAGUCGGACCCCAAGCGCCUCGGCACCGCGACGCUGCGCCUCCCCGAGGAGGACACCACCGGCGAGCGCCAGCACUUCCUGUUCUACCAGGACGAGGGCGGCCUGCGCGCGACCGACGAGCAGAACGAGAACAUGGACCUGAUCUACUACCUCGGCGUCAUCGACAUCCUCACCCCUUACAACACCAAGAAGAAGGUGGAGCACUUCUGGAAGGGCUUGUCGGCGGACAGGCACAAGAUCUCGCCCGUCCCUCCUCAGGAGUACGGUGAUCGCUUCUUCUCGUUCAUGAAGGCUGUCAUGCGCGGUGGCGAGGGUGGCGGCAAGUUCCUCUCAAAGUCCGAGAAGGUUGAAUAA
Messenger RNA from Rhodofomes roseus, 2265 nucleotides. RefSeq names its product SAICAR synthase-like protein. The transcript is spliced from 4 exons. Gene Ontology annotation, molecular function: phosphatidylinositol kinase activity. Gene Ontology annotation, biological process: phosphatidylinositol metabolic process. The record is from RefSeq and is a predicted model, not a curated record. Bases 1 to 2265 code for a protein of 754 amino acids. Lineage: Eukaryota; Fungi; Basidiomycota; Agaricomycetes; Polyporales; Fomitopsidaceae.